AUGUCUCGUUCAUUGCUUCGAUUAAAUCAAGAAGCCUCUAAAGACGAACAGACCGGUAAUCAACGACACCUUAUUUCUCAUCACAUACCGAAUGGAAAGAGCAACCUGAAUCCCAAUAAUAAUAAAAAUAAUAAAAGGAAGAAAAAAGCCAAACAUACACAUAAUGAAACCCAUCAUGUCUCUCCUCAAUCCAUUCAACAACAACUCGGUCCAAAGCCCUGGUGGCGACGCUAUCACCCCACCGGUCGAUCUCUUCACACGGCAGACAACAGCAGUAGUGUGGCCUCCUCUACUUCUAUUGGCCCGCAUUUAUUUUCAGCCUUCUUCGUCACUCCACGGGAAUUGGCCCAUGCGGUGCGAAGAUGGGCAAUAGCCUUCAGCCGCAAACGGCGAAAACGACAACUGCAGAGGAAUCAACAGAGUAAAAUUUAUCCUCAUUUGAUAGAGGAGAAGAAAAGAAAUAUGAUUUCAGCAUUUCAUCCAUCAAAGAAUGCAUCUUUGGAACCGCCACCACCUCUACAACAACAACAAAACCAAAAAGAAAAAGAAGAGAAUAAUAUGAAAGAAAUUGCAUUGGCGUUAAGUACAGCACGUUUACUGUGGGCAUCUGUGGAACGAUCAACGGCUGCAUGUGUAGAUGUACGUUCAACUGGGCGUCUAUUGGCCAAACGCUGUCGUUCUCUGGUUGCGUGUAUUUGCCCUAUGCUGCCGUAUACUGGGGCUCACAAGCAACUGCAUACAUACAGAAUGAUAAGAACGACAAAGACUUCACAGGUACCAUAA
Molecule: messenger RNA, 783 nt
Organism: Trypanosoma theileri
Lineage: Eukaryota; Euglenozoa; Kinetoplastea; Trypanosomatida; Trypanosomatidae
Exons: 1
Coding region: 1-783 (260 amino acids)
Source: RefSeq, a predicted model, not a curated record